This is a messenger RNA of Triticum aestivum (bread wheat), 1719 nucleotides long. RefSeq names its product trans-resveratrol di-O-methyltransferase-like. The coding region runs from base 257 to 1090 and encodes 277 amino acids. The transcript has a single exon. Lineage: Eukaryota; Viridiplantae; Streptophyta; Magnoliopsida; Poales; Poaceae. Gene Ontology annotation, molecular function: protein dimerization activity; O-methyltransferase activity. The record is from RefSeq and is a predicted model, not a curated record.
UACAUGGUAGGUGGUCAACGAUUAAGUACUGUAUUUUGUGGAAGGAGGUCAGUGGAGAGUGGAGAUUGGAGGGUCGGGGGCUUUAGGAACCUUCGUAGUUUGUAGGCAUAGCAACACAAGUUACGCAAUGCAACUUAAACUAUCAACUAUUCAGACGCUCGGCCGGACGGCAAUUUAUAGUUAAGGGCGUGGUGGCGCCUCUAAAUUAACCAAACUCACGCUCUCCCAAGUCCCAACACCAAUCAAGCACAUUGUCAUGGACGCUAACCGUGACUCCAGCCUCGCCACCGACGACGAGCUCCUCCAAGCGCAGGCCGAGCUGUGGAACCACGUCUUCGCGUACACCAAGUCUAUGUCCCUCCGGUGCGCCGUCGAGCUCGGCAUCCCCGACGCCGUCCACCGCCGCGGCGGCUCCAUCACUGUGCCCGACCUCGUCGCCGAGCUCUCCCUGCCCCCCUCCAGGACGCCCUACCUGCGCCGCCUCAUGCGUCUGCUCGCGCACGCCGGUUUCUUCGACGCCGGGCCAGCGCCAGACACCUACGGGCUCACCCUGCUCUCGCGCCUCCUCGUCUCGGCGCCCGGCGCGGGGCAGGGCCUCUCGCCGUUCGCGCUCGCCAUGCUGCACCCCAUCAUCGUGUCCCCGUCCAUGUCGCUGGCGGCGUGGUUCCGCGCGGCCGACGACGCGGCGCGCGUGCCGUUCGCGACCGCGCACGGCGGGCGCGAGUUCUACGCGGUGGCGAAGGAGAACCCGGAGUUCGGCGCGGCGUUCAACGAGGCCAUGGCGUGCGACGGCCGCUUCGUGAUGGACCUGAUCGUGCGCGGCCACGGGCAAGACCUGUUCCGGGGGCUCGCCUCGCUGGUGGACGUCGGCGGCGGGUCCGGCGGCGCCGCCAGGGCCAUCGCCGCCGCGUUCCCCCAGGUCAAGUGCAGCGUCCUGGAGCUGCCGCACGUCGUCGCGAGCGUCCCGCCGGGCGACGGGGGCGUGGAGUUCGUCGCCGGGGACAUGUUCGAGCGCGUCCCGAAGGCCGACGCCGUCCUCCUCAAGGUUAGGCCUAGGCACCUUCCUCGGAUCAUGGACGAACUUGACUGAUCCAUGACGUCGCGUUUACUUUGGGACUUUUGUUCGCAGUGGAUUUUGCACGGGUGGGGGGACGAGGAGUGCGUGAAGAUACUGCGGCGGUGCAGGGAGGCGGUGCCGGCCGGCGGCAGGGUGAUCGUGAUGGACCUGGUGGUGGGGUCGAGCCCGGCGGACGCGAGGGCCACGGAGACGCAGCUGCUGUGGGACGUGAUGAUGAUGGGAGUGGUGGGGAGCCCGGAGCGGGACGAGCGCGAGUGGCGCAAGAUAUUCGACGACGCGGGAUUCAGCGGCUACAAGAUCCUGGCCAUCCUCGGGAUCCGGUCGGUGAUCGAGGUGUACCCUUAGAUUUCCUUCUCUCUUUUUGUUUGCGAGGAAUCCUUGAUUUCCUUUUGUCUCUGGUAUUGUGCUCACUGCGAAUGGACGCACUAGAGGGCCAAGGGGUCUAUGGUGGCUUGUGGCGUUUUGUUUGACGAAAAAAAAUCGACGAGGAAAAGAAAAAGAACCAAUCUAUGAUGGCAAAAGGGGCGCGCCGGCGGCUACAUGGCAUUUCAGAUUUUUUUUCCAGUUUCCUUCUGGAUUUCUUUUGCGUUCCAGUGUUCCAGCAAAAACUGUCAUUUGUCUGUGUUUAAAACUGUCAUCAU